GGUUAUAGUACUCCUGUGCUGGCAUAGCCUCCGGUAAACGAGCUGAUUUAGGUGAAUUUAUUUGCACUAGCCAUUGGUAAUGAACAGAAUGAAUAUUGAAGGCAAAGUUGCUCUGGUCACAGGAGCUGGACAUGUUAAAGGAAUCGGUUAUGCUAUAGCGCAUGAACUGCUUAGGAAGAACGCCAAGUGCGUGGCAUUAUUGGAUAUUAAUGAUUUACCAGGACACGAGGCAAGGGAUGAAUUGCGGAAACAGUUUAGUAAAGCAGUAAUAUUAUAUAUACACUGUGACGUCAGUUCAAAGUCAAGUCUAGAAGGUGCUUUCGAAAAAGUGAAAUCUCAUUUUGGUUGUAUUGAUAUCGUUUGCAAUAAUGCUGCGGUCCCAAAUGAGACUGACUGGGAAUCAACAGUGAACGUGAAUUUAAUAGGGACUAUCAGGGGUACAUAUCUGGCGCUUGAUCACAUGGGAGUAUCACGUGGUGGUGGAGGUGGGGUCGUCAUUAAUACAUCAUCUUGUCUGGGCAUCAUUACAAGGCCUUAUUCUCCAGUAUAUGGUGCAACAAAACACGGCAUAGUGGCAUUCACACGUAGCAUUGCGGAUAACAAUACGUUUAAAAAAAAUAAAGUCCGCGUGUCAGCCAUAUGUCCUGCAAAAAUGGAUAGACCAAUGCGUAAUGUUGGCAGCACCAUGAUUCCUGAUUUUGAAGAACUCCGAAAAUACGCGGAUUCACUUUCAUCAACUCCAAAAUCACACAUCACAGACACCGUGGUAAAGCUGAUUGAGAACACUGAAUAUAAUGGUACCAUAUGUGUUGUACUACCGGAUGACCCGAUGAAGAUUAUUGAACCUCAAACAUUAACAUUAGUUUAA
Messenger RNA from Saccoglossus kowalevskii, 868 nucleotides. RefSeq names its product 15-hydroxyprostaglandin dehydrogenase [NAD(+)]-like. Gene Ontology annotation, cellular component: cytoplasm. Gene Ontology annotation, molecular function: oxidoreductase activity, acting on the CH-OH group of donors, NAD or NADP as acceptor. The record is from RefSeq and is a predicted model, not a curated record. NCBI's taxonomy places the organism in Eukaryota, Metazoa, Hemichordata, Enteropneusta, Harrimaniidae.